AUGAAGGGCUCUGAAAACUCGGGCUCCUCGCUGCACGAGAUCCCAAUGGAAAUGGAUUUGACGGCAUCGGGACCACCAAUAUCAGAUGACGAAAUAGAUAUGGAAACAAGGGAAAGAAAAUACAUCACGUAUGCGAAAAGGAUACUGCCACAUGUUGGACUCGUGUGCUUACUUUUUGCUUACCUUUUAAUUGGAGCCACAAUUUUUCACGCAAUUGAAGGACCAAACGAGUUAGUGCAGCGAGACUACGAGCUACGGACAAUCUUUGGCCUACGAGAUGAUUUCCAGGAUCAUAUCUGGAACAUUACGCAGGAUGACGACAAUCGAAUCUCACGAGAUGCUUUCAAUUCGAUUAAUCAGGAAUACUUUGAACAACUGGUGAAGAACAUAUUCAUUUCAUAUAGAAAUCAAUUUAUCAACGAAAACCACCUCACAAACAAAACGAAGGGAGAAGACUUACUCUGGACAUACCCCAAUAGCAUUUUCUUCGCCACCACUGUUAUUACAACAAUCGGGUAUGGAAACUUGGUCCCAACCACUACGUCCGGACGUGUUGCAUGCAUAAUUUUUGCACUAUUUGGGAUUCCUUUACUGCUCGUAACUAUUGCGGACAUUGGGAAAUUUCUGUCAGAAUUUCUCAGCUUCCUCUACAAGUCCUAUCGCGCUUUCAAACGAAAAAUUCGAAAGCAAUCACGUCGUAUUUCGCACCAUUACCGAUCAUCAUCGCAGUCGCAUGCUAGUGAUAACGGAUCCUCUAAGGCUGCCACGAAACCGAAUACCGAAAAGAAUAUAACAGAAUUGCUCAACGUUCAGGCAGGUUCUCUUAAUUUGCAAGAAAUGGAUAGUGGCUCAGAAUCCUCUAUGGAAGAUGAACUAAGGAUUCCAGUAUUUAUGUCAUGGGAAGGACUUCAGUACUUCGAAGCAUUCUAUUUCUGCUUCAUUACAAUGGCAACAGUAGGAUUCGGAGAUAUUGUCCCGACGGAACAAGUCUACAUGUUUUUUACGAUGGCAUAUAUUAUUUUCGGUUUAUCACUAGCCACAAUGUGUAUUGAUUUAGCGGGUACAGAGUACAUUCGAAAAAUUCACUAUCUUGGCAGCAAAAUGGAAGACGCUAAAGGCGCAGUGAUCUCUGGUCUUCAAGUUGGUGAGCACAUCUUAAAACACACUGGUAUCGAAGUAAUGAAAACCGCUGGAGGAAAAUUAGUGCAAGUUCGAGGAGCGGUGCUGAACUCAAAACAAGCACGAGAACUUGGUAUAGAGUACAUACUGGCGGAUUUACAAUAUCAGCAAAGAAACAUCCUUUACGAACCACUUAGUCCUACUGUAGCCAAGCUUGUCAAAGAGAGCAAUAUUAAGGUACUACCAGACGAUAUCACUGAAAAGGAUGGUUAUAUUGUACAGAAUAAAAGCUAUGAUAAACCGGCCUUGGCGAAAAAAGGAUAUGUUCGUGUCAGCGGAAACAUUAUUCACAAGAUUAUGGUACCCAGCAAAGGUGGACCAUCACUUGUUAUACCUUGCUUCAUUCACAAGGAGACAGACAUUUAA
Angiostrongylus costaricensis is the source of this 1545-nucleotide messenger RNA. Lineage: Eukaryota; Metazoa; Nematoda; Chromadorea; Rhabditida; Metastrongylidae. The record is from the annotation of a GenBank genome assembly.